Molecule: messenger RNA, 673 nt
Organism: Lactuca saligna
Lineage: Eukaryota; Viridiplantae; Streptophyta; Magnoliopsida; Asterales; Asteraceae
Source: the annotation of a GenBank genome assembly
AUGCCUACCUCAAGCUUUAACAAGAAGUUACAUUACUUUAACAUGCCAGAUGAAUUGAAGUGGCCUAGUAAGGAGAGAAAUCAACGGCUCCCAAGGGGUGCACCCAUGAGAACACCACCUGUUUCCGAGCAACCUCGGUUCAAGAACCACAGCAGCAACUCCACAUCCACUGAAGUUGAUAUCAAGUCUAAACCAGCCAAACUAAAGGAGCCUAAUCGGGCUGGUAACCAUGGAUCCAAGGUUUCCUCUUCUAAGGUCCCUUCAGAAGGUGAAAACCCGGUUUCUAAGAACAAGAUGUGUGAGGAUCCAGAAAACGAGAAACCAAAAUUAUUGAUCACGCUUACUAGAGAAGAGAUUGAAGAAGAUUAUCUUGCAAUGACUGGAAAAAAGCUUCCAAGAAACAAGAUGAGGAGGGACAAAAGUAAGCAGAAGGAUCUAGAUGUUAUAUUUCCUGGGGUUUCACUGGAGGGCCGGAAUGCUGAGAAUCUAGCUAAGAAGUAUUAGUGCAUGCAAUAUGUAGUAUUCUUCUUGUUUUGAACUUGAGUGUUAGUUAAAAUAUUUCUCCCAACAUGAAUGCUUGUCCUAGUGGAAAGGAGGGAAUAAGUCAAUAAGCCACAAUUAUGAUUACAGGUUCAAGCCUGAAAACCACUCUUUGCCAGGGUCCUGAAUGGUG